Messenger RNA from Vanessa atalanta (red admiral), 744 nucleotides. Its product is annotated as CD209 antigen-like. Bases 235 to 738 code for a protein of 167 amino acids. Lineage: Eukaryota; Metazoa; Arthropoda; Insecta; Lepidoptera; Nymphalidae. The transcript has 7 exons. The record is from RefSeq and is a predicted model, not a curated record.
CGCAGUGACGAAAGCGACGUCGCCCUGUACACACAUCAUAUAAGUAUAAUUCUUGUUAAGGGACAACUAUUUAAGCUAUUAUAAUAUAAAAUAUAUAGGUUUUAUUUUAAUGUUAAUUAAAUGAGGGUAUAUUUAAACAUAUAGUGUACAAACAGUGAUAAAAUUGGUUAUUCUAUUUGUCCCGGACGCAGCGUGUUUCGGUAAACACAUAAUAUUUCCGCCAGAAGACCAAUCAUGAGAGGGCGAGUUACGAUUGUCACAUUCUUUAUAGCGCUGCCCUGCAUCCGAUGCGACGCGCCUGACGGUUACGUCGUAGACAAAACGACGGAUAUCGGGUAUCGAAUAUUCUAUCAAUCUCAGACGUGGCCGGUAGCCAGGGACAAGUGUGAAGAUGAUGGUGCUAAAUUAGCAGUUCCCAAAACUUUAGAGGAGUUCUCAUUUAUGCAAAAGCUGGUCCGAGGAAUGCACUACCCCAGUAUCGUCGACAGCGAGUACCAGGUGGUCGUGUGGCUUGGCAUUAACAACCUCGAUGAUUACAGGGUCUGGAAGAAUAUUGAUGGUGAAAACAUAAACGAAACUGGUUUCCACGAAUGGGCCACUGGCAACGGGAAUGGUUACAGCGACGCGCCCGAGGAGCCCCACUGCGCGGGACUCGACGCCGUGCACUGGCUUCGCGAUUUUUGGUGCCACCGUCGACAGCCUUACCUUUGUCAAAUUAAUUUAAAAAAUAAAAUAUAACACAAU